AUGCCGGCCUCCUCAUUUUACCCCGCAAUUAACAUUCCCCAGGUAGAUCUCUGGGGUUUGAUGUUUGAAACCGACAAGGAGGAGAGAUUUCCUCAUGAUAAAGUGAUAUAUCGCGAUGCUAUUACAAGACGAUCGUAUACCUAUGCCGGUGUUCGGGACGCAGCUAUCUCCUUUGGAUCCGGCCUGAUAACGUCAUGGAGCUGGAGAAAGGGCGAUGUUAUGACAAUAGUUUCACCUAACAAUAUUGAUAUGCCCGCAAUCAUAUACGGGACUCUCUUCGCGGGUGGAGUUGUUUCGCCAGCGAACCCCAGCUACUCAGUUGACGAACUUGGUUUCCAAUUACAAGACAACGGAACUAGUGCUAUUGCAACAUCCAAGGCAUGUCUUCCCGCUGUCACCGGUGCUGCGAAGAAAAUUGGUCUUUCAUUUGAUCGGAUUAUUAUACUCGGCGAUGAGAGGGACUCGGACGGUCAAUUUCAACAUUUUGACCAAUUAACUGCGCCAUCAGUGUUCCCAAAAAUAAAUCGCGUACGUGUGAAUCCCUUGACAGAUCUUGCGUUUCUGGUUUAUUCAUCCGGGACGACUGGUUUACCCAAGGGAGUCAUGCUGAGCCAUCACAAUAUUGUUGCCAAUGUCUUGAUGGUUGCGUCCUCUGUGGGUACAAGUUACUCCUGGAGAGAUGACAAGCUGCUGGGGAUAUUGCCGUUCUAUCACAUUUACGGGUUAACUUGCCUGGUCCACCAGCCAUUGCACCGAGGGAUCGAAUUAGUUGUUAUUCCACAUUUUGAACUCGAGCUCUUCUUGCGAACAAUAGAGCAAGAGCGAAUAACUUUCACUUACCUUGCGCCUCCUGUUCUCGUGAAACUUGCGACCAGUCCCCUUGGCAAAGAAUAUGACCUGACAUCUCUACGAAUGGCUACUUCAGGGGCUGCACCCCUCACGCAAUCCUUGGUUGACACCGUUAAUAAACGACUGGGAAUAAAAAUUAAUCAAGCUUAUGGACUAAGCGAGACCAGUCCUAUAACGCAUACUCAGCCCUGGGGUGAAUGGUAUGACAGCGUGGGUAGCGUUGGAAAAAUGAUGCCAAACCUGACCGCAAAGUACAUGUCUCCGAAGGGCGAAGAGGUCGCGAAUGGUGAAUCUGGGGAGCUCUAUCUUAAAGGACCUAGUAUAUUCAAGGGUUAUUGGAAGAAUCGCCAAGCGACCGAAGAAAGUGUUACCGCGGAUGGUUAUUUCAGAACCGGCGAUGUGGGAUUUCAAGACCAAAACCACAAUUUCUACAUCACGGACCGAGUUAAAGAAUUGAUCAAAUUCAAUGGAUAUCAAGUUGCCCCGGCAGAGCUAGAGGGUUUGUUGAUUGCCCACCCUAAUAUCGAUGAUGUGGCGGUGAUUGGUGUUGACAUGGGACACACGGAGGUUCCUAGAGCAUUUGUGGUCUUAGCAGGUGGAAUUCAAGAAUCUCCUGAUCUCGCCAAUGAGAUUGUUCGUUGGAUGGACUUAAAAGUCGUGCAUUACAAGAGACUGAGAGGGGGCAUUCAGUUCUUAGACCAUAUUCCCAAGAGCGCCGCAGGGAAGAUUUUGAGAAAGGUAUUGAAAGAAAAGGUCAAGCAGGAAUUGGUGGGAAAAGCAAAACUGUAA
This is a messenger RNA of Penicillium angulare, 1638 nucleotides long. RefSeq names its product acyl--CoA ligase. The transcript is spliced from 4 exons. Lineage: Eukaryota; Fungi; Ascomycota; Eurotiomycetes; Eurotiales; Aspergillaceae. The record is from RefSeq and is a predicted model, not a curated record. Bases 1 to 1638 code for a protein of 545 amino acids. Gene Ontology annotation, biological process: secondary metabolic process. Gene Ontology annotation, molecular function: CoA-ligase activity.